AUGAGGCCCCGCCCCCUACGGGGCUUCGCGGUGGCCCUGCUCUUGCUGUCUCUGGUUCCCUCGGCCCUGAGCUUCUCCCGCGGGGCGAGCCGCGCCUCGUGUUGGACGAUGGUUCCCGCCCACAUCGUCGCUCAGCCCCAGGAGCUGCACCGGGGCCACGUCGCCCUGCGCAGCUCCGCCUCUUCUUACCUACCUGGACAGUUCAUCACAGUGACGCUCCGCAGCUCUCGGGACUUCAUGGGCUUCCUGCUCCAGGCUCGCGGUGUGGCGGGUACCGGGUCCAGCUCUGCGGUGGCGGGCUCCUGGACCCUCACGCCGCCCGGCACUCGCACCCUGCGCUGCCUCUCGGCGCGCGACAGCCUCACGCACUCCGACAAACGGCUGAAGAGGAACCUGUCGUUCGUGUGGAGGGCCCCCGAUGCACCCACGGGCGACAUCCGGUUCUACAUCACAGUGGUCCAGUCUUACUUUGUCCACUGGGCAGGGAUCCAGUCUGCAGUGGUGCAUGAUGGGAGUCGUAGUCCUUGGACUGGGAGUAACGGCACGGCGGUGGAUGGAGGGAACUCGGCGAGAUCAGAAGAGGAAGCUCCCGCCCUGCCAGGUGAGCAGCUCGCACAGCGGCUCAGUUUACCAACCUUCACCUGUGUCCCGGACCUCUUCACCACCUCGUAUCCGCCAGUUCCAAAGCCCAACCCUUCCGUCCUCUGUUCGGACCCACACGGCUCCCCCCUUCAGCCGGGCCGGCCCUCGUCCCAACAACUCACCAAAGGUCAGAGGUCUCCAAUCCAGAACCGCAUUGCGUCAUCUCAUCCUCAAGCCAACCUCAAUCUCCCAACACCGAUUCUCCCAAACCCCGAACGACCUCCAGACCCCAACAACUUCCACCUAAAUCUUGGCGACGAGUUGAAACCGAAGCGUCCCAAACUCAAACUCCCCCCCUCCUCGCCCGGCGCUCCGGAGGAGGAGGGGCCGCGCCCCGCCGUGACCCCCGGGCGCCGCGCCUGGGAGCUGGGCACGCUGCUGCUGUGCUCGGCCGGCCUGGGCAUGGCGCUGGUGGUCGGGCUGCGGUCCGCGUGCCGCCAGGCCUGCGGCAGACAGACGCAGGUGACGCUGAACGCCCGGGAGGCGGAGCCCGGCCGAGGAGAGGGGGGGGCGCUCCGCCUCCAGGAGGGCGGAGACCUGGUCCGGGUCCGGAGGAUCAGAGAGAACAGCUUCGUGCUCCUGGCCGAGUACGACGUGCUGGCCGCCCCCGGAGACUGA
Molecule: messenger RNA, 1260 nt
Organism: Pseudoliparis swirei
Lineage: Eukaryota; Metazoa; Chordata; Actinopteri; Perciformes; Liparidae
Product: reelin domain-containing protein 1-like
Exons: 5
Coding region: 1-1260 (419 amino acids)
Molecular function (GO): oxidoreductase activity, acting on metal ions
Source: RefSeq, a predicted model, not a curated record